Heterocephalus glaber (naked mole-rat) is the source of this 3191-nucleotide messenger RNA. RefSeq names its product methyltransferase 4, N6-adenosine (gene Mettl4). NCBI's taxonomy places the organism in Eukaryota, Metazoa, Chordata, Mammalia, Rodentia, Bathyergidae. Gene Ontology annotation, molecular function: RNA methyltransferase activity; site-specific DNA-methyltransferase (adenine-specific) activity; nucleic acid binding. Gene Ontology annotation, cellular component: nucleus; cytosol. Gene Ontology annotation, biological process: methylation. The record is from RefSeq and is a predicted model, not a curated record.
AAGCGCCGCUCCCAGUCGCCAGAAGUCUGCGUGCGGGCUGCUCCCCGUAGCCCAGCGGGCACACUGCCGACUCUUGGACUGUGUGCGCCCUGACCCUUAAAGUUGGCUCUGAAGACCACCGGGCUCUACGUCGCCGAGGAAUGGCCUGAGCGCUCCAAAUCUCUCUGGAAACGGUUUCCGUACAGCAACAUGGCGGCGCCCACUUACGUUUAGGACAAGAGAAAUGGCCUUUGCCGGGAAAGGGAUGUCCUUCACGACCCUGUUUAAAUGGGGGCUGUUUUCAUGGACUCAAUGACUUCCUUUCGUGGAGGAUACGGACCUAGUGGCUAGACGCAAGGACCACAGCAGUGAAGUUAUGGAGGGCCCACGAAGACAGCAGGAGGAUCACACUGGGGUUCCAGCUUGAAAUACAGGGGAUUUACGAACUUGAUCUUCAAAGUUGAGCAGUACUUCAGAUUCCUAAUUCCCAGACUUUGUCCUAAGGCUAAGAAUGUCUGUGGUACAGCAGCUGUCACCUGGGUGGUUACUGGAUCACCUUUCUUUCAUUAACAAGAUAAACUAUCUAGUUCAUCAGCCUCAUGAGCCUUGCUGCAGGAAAAAUGAGUCCACUUCUGUCUGCUUUGAUUCUCUGCAGACAGAUUCUAUGUCUUCUUUUGGAUCCUCUGCUACCUUGAUUGCUUCUGACUCUACCACUAAGCCAGAGAAUAAGGAUGGAGGAAAUUGUAGAAUGUUCACUCAGAAAUAUGCUUUUCGAUCUGAACUGUUUGAUGUCACCAAACCGUAUAUAACUGCAGCUGUUCAUGAAGAAUGCCAACAAAGUAAUGAAAAAGAAGAUGCAAUGAAUAGUGUUAAAAAAGAAAUCUCCACUUCUAUUAUUGGGAAGAAGCGCAAGAAAUGUGUUGUUUUCAAUCAAGGUGAAUUGGAUGCUAUGGAAUACCAUACAAAGAUCAGAGAGCUGAUUUUGGAUGGAUCCUUAAAAUUAAUCCAAGAAGGCCUCAAAAGUGGUUUUCUUUAUCAAUUUUUUGAAAAGCAGGACAAAUGUAGUGAACCCAACGCCAUACCACAUGAUGCCUGCAGCCUGUCAGGCUUAUGUGAAAUGGCGAAGCAUCUGCCUGCUCUGAGUGAAAAGGAACUUCAGACGUUGCAGCUGAUAGAAGAGGAUUUGUCUGUGGCAGAGCAGGAUUUAUUUUCACGAGUUGUUGAAAACAACUCUAGCUUUUCAAAAAUGAUUACUUUAAUGGGACAGAAAUACUUGCUACCACCAAACUGCAGUUUUCUUUUGUCUGAUAUUUCUUGUAUGCAACCACUUCUGAACUGCAGGAAAACAUUUGAUGUAAUUGUGAUAGAUCCACCAUGGCAGAACAAAUCAGUUAAAAGAAGUAACAGGUACAGUUAUUUAUCACCUCUGCAAAUACAGCAGAUCCCCAUCCAUCAACUGGCCGCUCCCAACUGCCUUGUUGUUACGUGGGUGACCAACAGACAGAAGCACCUGCGCUUCGUAAAGGAAGAGCUUUUCCCGUCUUGGUCUGUGGAGACGCUGGCCGAAUGGCACUGGGUGAAAGUGAGUUCCGAGAUCACCAAGACGGGAGAGUUUGUGUUCCCUUUAGAUUCUCCACACAAAAAGCCAUAUGAAGGUCUUAUACUGGGAAGAGUUCAAGGAAAAACCACUCUACCAUUAAGGAGCACAGAUGUAAAAGUGCCGCCGAUUCCAGACCAUAAACUAAUUGUCAGCGUGCCUUGUGUUCUUCACUCACACAAGCCGCCUCUGGCUGAGGUUCUAAAAGACUACAUCAAGCCAGAUGGGGAAUGUUUGGAAUUGUUUGCACGAAAUUUACAGCCAGGUUGGACCAGUUGGGGCAAUGAAGUUCUCAAAUUUCAGCACAUGGAUUAUUUCAUUGCUCUGGAGUCUGGAUGCUGACUGUGACCGGAAAGUCAGCCUUUCUGCAGUGUUUCCUGAGCCCUUCUUCUCUCUUCACCCUUACCCAUCUUUCCUUUUCUUACCAGCAGGAUCUGGGUUCCCAUUAGUGAUCACAGUGUAAUCACAAUUAGUGAUAUUUAUGUAAUUUUGAGACAGACUUUACUUCUGUGGCACUAAUACCCUGGGUUACUCCAGAUCACAGUUAAAGAGGUAAGCAGUUGGAGUGAAGAUUAUGCUGUUGAUAAGUUCCUAAAUCAUAGAUUAUGGACCACUGGUCGUAAUCCUGCCCAUGCCCAUUCUUUGUUGAGUCCAAACAAACAAAAAAUUGGAAAAUUUCAUGUCAGAGGCCAGAUUUGUGCUUCUCUUUGGACAUCAGAAGCUGUCGGUGUACCAAGGCUGGCUCUUUCCUGCCAUCAGGCACCUGUGGAGCCAGGUGGCAGUGGCUGACUCCUGCCAGUCUGGUUACCACAGGCCAUUUCCUCCAUGCUGUUAUUUAACGGCCCCCGAAUGACCUGAACAUGGAUCCUGUGAGGUUCUGGAGACGGUGUCUGUUGGCUCCAGGUACAGUCUCCCUGUGGGGAGGUUGUGCAACUGCUUUGGAGAAUUUUAAAUUCCACUCAAGAUUACUUUUCAAGUCCUUCUUGGUUUUGCUGGUUUUUCUAGAAGAAAAUUAAGAUAUUUCUUAGAAACACUGCUUUAAAAAAGUAUUUAUAUAUUAUUUAUAGAUUUUCUACAAAUAAAUAUUUUCCUACUGAGUUAAAAUUUUUUUUUUCUUUUGUGAUGCUGGGGAUGGAACCCAGAGCUUUGCUCAUGCCAGACAAGCAGUCUACCACUGAGCUAUAACCCCUGGCCCUACUGAGUAAAAUAUUUUGACUGAAAUGAUAUUUGGAACAGCAUGCUGAUUUAUUAUGUAUAAUCCUUUUUAAAUGUUGAGGUAGAGUUUUUAUGUAAUGCAAUUCUCUAAUUUGCAGUGUAGAGUUUAGAAGUUUUGCAAACAUGGUCAGUUGUCUGCCUACCACCAAAAUCAUGAUAGAAAACAUCCCCGUCUCCUCCUAAACCUCUCAUGUGAUCGUGUGUAGUCACCCUCUUCCCUCAUCUGGGCCCUGACAGAUGGGGAUUUACUUUCUAUCAUGAGUUUUGCUUUUUUAGAAUUUUAUAUAAAUUGAAUCACUCUGUUUUGUCUGUCUUUUUUUACUUAGUAACUUUAGAAAAGUAUAUUGUUGAAAAUUCCCCACCUAAUUUAUAUGCUAAAUAAAAUGUUAGAUUGAAAUGA